UUUCAUUUUCUCUUUCUCCAGGAAGCUGGGGGUGGUGGUGGUGGAGCUGAACGGGUGUUUGAUUCUGGGGUAGAAACAGCUGACACUUGCUGGGUCCCAGCAGUCACCCCUUCCCUCUUGGGCUCAGAGUUCAGUCACUUAACGGCCAGGCCUGGGAUCCUGCCACAGUGCAGGAACCUGCCACCUCAGGCCCAAGAGUGCCCCGAGGCUGCUGCAAGCAUGGCGGAAGCUCCGACAGACCAGAGCACAACGAGAGAUAACCUGGAACAGAAGAUCCUGCAGGUGCUGAGUGACGCUGGUGUCCCUGUGAAGACCGCUCAGCUGGUGAAAGAAUGUCAAGUGCCCAAGAAAUUCCUCAACCAAGUCCUCUACUCCCUGAAGAAGGAGGCCAGGGUGUCCUUAGAAGCCCCUGCAACAUGGCGCUUGGGCGGGGGUGCUCCUGGAGAUGGGGUGCCCCUGGUCCCCAAGGUCCCUGAGGUCUCUGCUGCCCAGUCUAGCUUUGCCCCGAGGCCCCAGCAAGACACAGGUUCAGUCCCAGGCAGUCCCGGCCCUCAGCUCAGCACCCACCAGGAACAGAUCUACAGGUUCCUGGAGGCCAAAGGGCCUUGCAAAGCCCUGCACAUCGCCCAAGCUCUGGGACUGAAGACAGCCAAAGAUGUGAACCCAGACCUCUAUGCCAUGAGGAACCGCCACCUUCUGAACUAUGAUGGCCAGAUAUGGACAACCUGUGGGUCAAAUCAAGGGUCAGUUAAUUCCCAAGAAAGACAACAGCCAGCAGCAAUUAUUUACCAGCAGAAUCCAAUCAACAUGAUCUGCCAACAAGGUGCAAACAGCCACAUCUCCAUUGCCAACUCUGAAGCCAUCCGGAUCGGGCAUGGGAACUUCAUACAGAGUCACACAGCCUUUGGUGACACUGGCCUCAGGACUCCCCACCAUCUCCCUCUACCAGUGCCAGGGGACCCCUCUGCUCAGGGGACCCCACUUGGUGCCUGGGGGACCCAGGACAUCUACAUGGAGAAGUCUAUGCUCCGACGGGUGCAGCUGGGCCACGGCAACCAGAUGAGCCUCCUCAGGGGUCCAAGGGAGGGCCCCACCUACAGCUUCUCUGGCAGCCCCCCAGUCUCAGCCCCUGAUACUAGCCCUGAGGCUUCAUUCAAUGUGCAGACACCUGAGCCAGGCCCUCACCCCGAGGGGGACAUGACUCAGAGGAUCCACAUCAAAUCCUGCUUCCUGGAGGACACCACCAUCGGCAACAGCAACAAGAUGACAGUUCACCCGGGGUCAGAGGGCCCAGGUGGAGUCACUGGGUCUGGAGGUGGCAAGGAGCCAAAGGAGGACACAGGUCCGAGUUCUGAUACCACACCAUACAGAAGCUGCUUCCAGAACCCCAGCUCCAUGCCCCUCACCUCUGAACUGAGAGAGGAUGUGACCCUGGAAGACAGGGGUUCCCAGACCGUAGAACCCACACUGGGGGAAAAUGCAGCCCCUAUCAUAGGGAGUGAACAGCCCAAGGCCUGACCCAAGAAGAGAGAGGCUGAGCUGACACAGGCAGGCAGCCUUGGCAGGGGACUUCCUGUGGCUGCAUAAGGGGCUCGGACCAAUUUUUUUUUUUUUUUUUUGGUUUGGAUAUGACAUAUUCCCCGAAAAGGCCUUGAUGAAGGCUUUAUCUCCAGCUCAUAGGUUCAACCAUUGUGAGGUGACUGGAUCCUAGAGCUCAGCCACACACAGGUCCCCAGAUGGAUGCAUUGUUCAUUGACAUCAGGAGGGGAUGGGGACUUUGGGAGGUUGAAGGUAAUGGAUCACUAGAGACAUCAGGGUGUCAUGUAGACCAGGCUGGCCUUGACUUGAUAUGUAUGCGAAAAUAACCUUGAACUUCUGAUCUUUCUACCUCCACUUCCUGAGUGCUGGGAUUACAGGUCUGUACCACCAAGCCCAGUUUAUGAGGUGCUGGGGAUAGAACCCUGAGUAUGCUAGGCAGACAUCUACUAACUGAGCCCCAGUCCCAGCCUAGACCGUGCCUUUGAAGGGGAUCUUGUCCCGCCUCUUGCUCUCUCUCUCUCUCUCUCUCUCUCUCUCUCUCUCUCUCUCUCCCCGCCCCCCUUCACUUCAUGUCUUUCCGCUUUGCCACAGGCUGGGAUUGACAGAGCCAAGGGCCCAUGACAGAAACCACUGAAACCAUGAGCCAAAACUAACCUUUCUUGCCUCAAAAAACUAACAGUAGAUCUUCCAUAUGAGCCAGCUAGAUCAUUCCUCAAACGACUCCAAGCGUAGCACACAGACUCCUGCACAUCCAUGUUUACCACAACAUUGUUCACAGUAGCAGUUAUGAGACCAACCCAAGUGUUCAAUGAUAGAGAAAUGUGUAAAGAAAAAGACCGUGGUAUAUAUACAGCCAUGAAAAAGGAUGAAAUUAUGUCAUUUGUAAGAAAACAGAUGCAACUGGAGGUCAUCGUGUUCACGGGAUUAAGCUACCUCAGCAAGACAAAUAGAUAUUUUCAUUGGUGGGUCCUAGACCUUGUAUACAUGUAUAAAGUCAUGUGUGUAUACAGGACAUGAAAGAAGACAAACAGUCCAGGGGAAAGAAAGGGAUGGAGAAGCGA
Molecule: messenger RNA, 2600 nt
Organism: Nannospalax galili (Upper Galilee mountains blind mole rat)
Lineage: Eukaryota; Metazoa; Chordata; Mammalia; Rodentia; Spalacidae
Gene: Zbp1
Product: Z-DNA binding protein 1
Exons: 8
Coding region: 220-1518 (432 amino acids)
Biological process (GO): positive regulation of type I interferon-mediated signaling pathway
Cellular component (GO): nucleus
Molecular function (GO): double-stranded RNA adenosine deaminase activity; RNA binding; DNA binding
Source: RefSeq, a predicted model, not a curated record